Molecule: messenger RNA, 1614 nt
Organism: Chondrus crispus (carragheen)
Lineage: Eukaryota; Rhodophyta; Florideophyceae; Gigartinales; Gigartinaceae
Exons: 3
Coding region: 1-1614 (537 amino acids)
Biological process (GO): DNA integration
Molecular function (GO): nucleic acid binding
Source: RefSeq, a predicted model, not a curated record
AUGACUGGAACGCGACCGAUCGCGCAAAACCCCUACCGAGCAGGACCACACGCCCGGGAGGCGGAGAUGAAAAAAGUAGACCGUAUGCUCCCAGCCGGAGUAAUCGAGCCGUCGAAAACAGCAUGGGCCUCACCGGUUGUACUGUUGGAAAAGUGCUCUUUCUUCACACAAGAAGUACAUUACCUUGGCCAUGUUAUACGGCCAGGGACGCUCUCGAUUGACGAGGUGUCGACCAGGGCUUUACGCGAAAUCGCGAUACCAACCACCCAGACUGAGCUCCGCUCGUUUUUGGGUUUGUGCAACGUCUAUCGACGAUUUGUGCCGAACUACGCCCAUAAGGCGGCGCCGUUGAACCAGCUUCUCAAGAAGGGGCAACCUGCUAAGCUGGAACCCUUCGACGAAACCGAGAUCAAGGCCUUUGAUACGCUGAGAGAAGCGGUGAUCUCCCCGCCAAUUUUGGCGUUGCCCAAGGCUGGGUUCCCAUAUUCAAUGGACACGGACGCCAGCGACUACCAAGUCGGCACGGCGCUCUUCCAAUCACACGAAGAUGGACAAAGGAAGCAUAUCGGGUUUUGGUCUCGAUUACUACACGCUGCAGAGCGAAAUUACUCCACUUCGGAGAAAGAAUGUCUCGCUGUUGUGUGGGGUGUAGUGACGCUGCGGCCCUAUCUCCAAGGAACCCGGUUCACGGUACAUACCGAGCAUUCUUCCCUCCGCUGGUUAAUGGAGAUCACGGACCCAUCAGGCCGACUGAUGAGGUGGCGACUCCGUCUUGGAGAGUUUGACUUCGACGUGAAGUACAAGAAGGGCAAGCUCAAUACCCAAGCCGACGCGUUAUCGCGACUGUUCACAUCCGGGGAGACGACAGUCCCCGUAGAUGAAGAAAUCCCAUGUUUUCUGGGAAGAUUCUCCGAAAUGGAGCCAGUCGAUAAGUUUUCUGACGACUUCGAAGAUCUCGAGUCGGCAAGGUUCGACGCGAUAUUGACCAGGGAACGCUACUCGACUGACGAGAAUUUAUUGGAUCCUAUCACAAGGGAAGAGAUGCUACGGGGCGGGGUUCUCGUCAGGAACGUAAAUGCGACACCACAAGUGGUGGCACCACAGGACUUCCAAGCGAGGAUUCUUUACAUGGGACAUCAUGCACUGCUUGCCGGUCACCCCCGUGGCAGGAAGAUGUUCUACACUCUAACUAGAGAUUGCUACUGGCCAUCGCUGGCCGUAGAUUGCUACGUAACUGCAAGAAAUUGCAUACAUUGCGCUAAAGAGCGAGUCAAACUUCGGAGGAAGACUAAACGCCUCAAGCUGUUCCCAGCUACGGCGCCUCUCAAGUUGCUCUCGAUCGAUCUCCUUGGGGAGUUAAUCCGUACCCCUCGCGGAAUUCGGUGGCUCCUGGUGAUCACGGAUCGCUUCUCCAGGCUGGUCCGCACCGUGCCUCUCAAGAGGAUUACUGCCGCGGAAAUCGCGAAGGCUUUCGUCCACCAUUGGGUGUUUGUCUACGGACCACCAGUCACGGUGCUGGCGGAUAACGGAAAGCAAUUCGUGUCCCGACUCUUCCAAGAGAUUUGCCGCAUCCUGGGCAUCAAGAACGUCUUUACGACGACCUACCACCCCUAA